CUUUAAUCCUCUUGAUGUGUAAAGCUAACAGCGUGACAUUAGAGGAUUGUCCAAUGCAUUGAGUGUCAACUACGGUUUAGCCAUCGAAUGCAUGCCACCGAUCAUAGCACUCUUCCUUUCUAUGUCGAUGUAUCUCAACGCAAUUUUUAACACAAAAAAGAUGAGGGAUGUACUCUUGUUCAUUAAAAAUAACCACAAUUACUAUGCGAAUCGUCCAGAAAAGCUGAUUCUUCGGUAUUAUGACGUACAAGGAAGAAAAAUUACACUUUAUUAUGCCUUAUACGUUUACACAACAGUGGUGGCUUACAUAACGAUACCAGCAAUAUCGCUGCUAAUCGAUUUCAUUAUACCCUCGAAUCAUUCAGAAGAGAAAAGCUUUCCAAUUGAACUCGAUUAUGGCGUGGACACACAACAAUAUUUUUAUUAUCUGUUCAUACAUUCAUACAUGACAAUAGCCAUGAUUGCCAAUUUAAUUGCAUCUUGUGAUACUACGUACAUGCUAUACGCCCAACAUGGCUGUGCUUUGUUCGCAAUUGUGAGUUACGAAUUGAGAACUGUGCACAUUUUGGAUGCGAGUAGUUUGAUAAAUUUAAAGGAUUAUCGUUUAUUAGAAAGCUACAAAAAUACCGAAUUAUUGCCGGAAGAAGAGAAGAAAAUUUGUACGAAACUGUUUCUUUGUAUAAAAGAAUAUCAAAAUGCAAUAAGAUACUGUAAUCUUGUCGAAUCAUUGUUCGCCAAAUCCAUAUUCGUUCAAUUGUUCUUUAACGUUGUCUGCCUUAGCAUUGCAGGAGUCGAAACUGUAAUGAAACUAGGCAAUGCAGCUGAUACGAUACGAUUUGGAUCAUUUACAUUCGCGCAAGCUGCUCACAUAUUCGUUCUCUGCCUUCCUGGGCAAAGAUUAUUGAAUCACAGCGAAGAGGUGUACAACGCGGCAUGCGAGGCUAUGUGGUAUAUAUUUCCUAAAAGGUGUCGUAAUUUAUAUAAAUUUUUACUCGCAAGGACUUUAGUAUUUAGCAAAAUCACAGCUUUCAAAGUAGCGACCAUGUCAAUGGAAACUUUUCUCGCGAUUAUUCAAACAGCAAUGAGUUAUUUUACCGUGUUGCUUUCAACUACAUGAACUUUUAACGAAAUUAAAAAGCAGUAUAUUUUAGUUGCAUAUUUAAUAAAUAUCGUAGGGGUUUAAUAGAUAAAGAGAUUGCUUUCAUUUUAUUUCUGCGAUAAAUAUAAGGAUACGUUUUAAAAAACUCAGGGUACAACAACUGGCAUGUUUAGCAACACCAGUAUUAGAAAUAGAAAGUAAAACACAAAACAACAAUUAAGUAUUAAAGUAAAGGCAAUAUAUGAUGCACGCAUAUUGAAACUCGCACCUUAUCUUGACUUUGAUCUCCUUCUUGGUUUUUCCGUUCUCCUCGUUGCGUCACGGUGAUUGAAUUUUUGAAUGCAAAGAUUCGGUAAGUACAGGUAAGUGUAUAUGCGCGUUAUUCUUCUCGAGGUGCAUACAUAUAUGUAGUGACAGUUAGUGAAUUUUACAGCAUACUGCAUGCUACGUGUACAUCAUGUAAUCAUAAACAACCUCGAAUUAUUAAAUCGGCUUGACGACUUUUUCUCGUCUUUGAACAUGCCAAUAAUCCUGGCCAUUGCGUAUGGGACAGCUUUUCUUCCCUUGUUUGUCCGAGCUAUAAUCAAAUCAGGAGUUGUUGAAUCCCAGUAUUUUAAUUUGAAUCUUUUCUCCAAAAGUUUGCAUAGAAAAUGAUUGUCUCAACGAAAAAUCCACGGAAUCCAUCUUAAGGAUCCAUUUUAAAGAUCGUUUUAAAAAGAAGAUUCGAUCAAAACUGUAGAAAGACUGACUAGGCUUCGAUUUCGAUGAUAUUUCGACAUGUUGUAGAAGUCAAUAUUUCAAUCAACUUUUUCGUAUACAUAUAAGGGGCGAACUCGCAUAAAUUUCGUCGAGAAAUAUUUGCGAAAAGUUACCAGUAUCACUGCA
Messenger RNA from Bombus pyrosoma, 1984 nucleotides. Its product is annotated as odorant receptor 13a-like. The transcript is spliced from 9 exons. Bases 92 to 1117 code for a protein of 341 amino acids. Gene Ontology annotation, cellular component: plasma membrane. Gene Ontology annotation, molecular function: olfactory receptor activity; odorant binding. Gene Ontology annotation, biological process: detection of chemical stimulus involved in sensory perception of smell; sensory perception of smell. NCBI's taxonomy places the organism in Eukaryota, Metazoa, Arthropoda, Insecta, Hymenoptera, Apidae. The record is from RefSeq and is a predicted model, not a curated record.